AUGAAUGAUAUUUUGAGCUCAACAGAAGUAACUGUGAAAUGUGUAGAAUUAUACAAAAGUUGCUUAAACAAAAAUAAGGAAAAUAAUAAAGCAGCUGUAGAUUUAAAUUCUCUUAAAGCAGUUUUACUUGUUGAUCUUAGCCACAGCUAUGACUAUAUUAUAAAUCUAAUUGAUGAAUAUUGGCUAGAUGUCAAUAAUAUAUCUUAUCUAGAAUUUUGGAAAUUUGUUGAGUCAAUAUUUAUAUUUAAGGGGGUUAUUAAAUCAACUAAAGAUAGCAUUGAUGAAUGUAUUUUGAGUGGAAUGGUAAGUUUAAGGGAUGGAAUUUUGGAGAUUUUAAAAAGUGAGACAAAUAUCUCAAAAAAUAAUAUUAGUAAAAAAGAGCAUUACAUCACAGUAGGUGAAAUUCACAAUAUAAUAUUGGAGAUUAUUUCAAAUAAUAUUUUUAAUGAGACUUCUUCUGAAUACUGGCAAGAUGUCUUAAAUCAGAUACCAAGCGAUACAGAUCCAAAUAUGCUCAUUCAUUUAAACGAUAUUAGUAAUGCAAUCUUGCAGUGGUUAAUUGACUAUUUAAUAGGAAACAAGACUAAUACAACUAGAUUAAAAAGUGAAACAAUUAGUAGAGUAGACACUAGUAAGGAAAGUUGGCUUAAAGAGGCAGCAAAGAUUGUAACAAAUCAAGAUAAUAUAAGCUUGUUACAAAACGAUGUAAUAGAUACUGAAAAGGUUAACCAAGUUAUCAAAGACAAUAUUUCACUAAGUGAAUCAUUUGAAAGUCCACAUUGGAGAGAUCAAACGUUGUUCUCAAAUUUUAGAGAAUUACAGAUGAUAUUACAAUCAAUGUUAGAGAGUAUUAUUAUUACUUCUAGACCAGAGGACAAAAGCUCUUCACGUCGCAAUGAGCUGUUUUUGAGAAAGAUAUCACAUAUGAUAACUGAAUUAGAAGAUUAUAUUUACAAUCAAUUUGAUUCAAGGCAACGUGAAAUUGAAGAACUUGAACAAUUCAAAAAAGAGAAUAAUAAACUCAAAAAAAACCUGCGAUCUUUACAAGGUGAAUUUGAAGAGCAAAGCAAGGAUAGUCAAGAGGUAUUACAAUUACAAGAAAAGGCACAGCUGACUAUUGAACAACUUCAAAGUCAAAAAGAUAAGUUGAUUGCAGAUUUAUUGGAAUUUCAUAUGAAAAUAAAGAAGAAAGAAGCAGAUUAUGAUGAAUUGCUGUCUAAAUAUAAUGAGCUAAUAGCAAAGCAUGAAGCUCUAAAAGAAGAGUUUUAUCAAAGAGGUAUGGAUAAUCAGGCAAUUUCACCCUCACCAGGCACUUCUAGGCCUUAUAAUAAUAAAGAAGGUAGUUCUCAAAGUUCAAUAUUACAAAUAUCAAGACCACUAUCACCAUUAGAACUUUCCGAUUCUAUGAAUAAUACUUUAUCUAGUGAAAAUACUAAAGAUAUUUCACAAAAUUUCGAUGUAAAUAUCUUUGAAUCUUGCCCUAAUAGCUCCAGUAUUAUGGACAGAACUACUUGUUAUUAUAGCAAAGAUAAUCUUAAAUAUCCAAAAACAUGCUCACCUGCUGCAACAGUUACUUGUGUACCAGAUUUUUUAGAUAAUAUAAUUGAAUCACCAAUUAGCUGCCUCUCUUACAGAUGGAAAAGUGGAUAUUUCCCGGAGAGGAGAAAAAUUAAUAAUUCAAGACUUGUUAGUGUCGUUCCACUUAUACAAGACAAACUUAACUCUGCUAAAAUAUUAAAAAGUUCUAGUCUUAAUAUAACGUCUACAAUAUCAAAUAACUAUGACAUCAGUAAACCUUUAAGGUUAAAAGGGAAAAAAAAGAGUAUCGAGCCAAGAAUAAGGAGAUACGAUACACUAUGCAGUAUACAAUAA
This is a messenger RNA of Cryptosporidium muris RN66, 1872 nucleotides long. RefSeq lists its product as uncharacterized. The record is from RefSeq and is a predicted model, not a curated record. The coding region runs from base 1 to 1872 and encodes 623 amino acids. NCBI's taxonomy places the organism in Eukaryota, Apicomplexa, Conoidasida, Eucoccidiorida, Cryptosporidiidae. The transcript has a single exon.